This is a messenger RNA of Pneumocystis jirovecii RU7, 3558 nucleotides long. RefSeq lists its product as uncharacterized. The record is from RefSeq and is a predicted model, not a curated record. The transcript has 8 exons. Bases 1 to 3558 code for a protein of 1185 amino acids. NCBI's taxonomy places the organism in Eukaryota, Fungi, Ascomycota, Pneumocystomycetes, Pneumocystales, Pneumocystaceae. Gene Ontology annotation, molecular function: protein binding.
AUGGAUGCAAGUCGUUCUUUAUUGGAUCUUUUACGACCUAAUCCGUGUUCAAAAGAGCGAAAUAAUCAGGGAUCUGUAGGACCAUCAAAGGGGAUUAGUGAUGUUCAGAGUAAUUUUUUGUCGAUAUUGAUGGGGAAGCCUGGAGAUGCACUUGACAAAUCAGGAUCUUUGUCUCUUAAGCCGGCGUUUCAGCCGGAAUAUAUCUCUAGUUUCAUUGAAUCGAAGAAUGAGGGUUUGUUGAAAGAUGUGGUUAAGAAGGAGCGUUCUGUGUCUGCAUCUGAGCGUCCUGUAAAUGUAUCUGGUACUACAGCUGCACCUAGUGUAGACAGGAGUGUUUCUGCGACUGUUUCUCCAUCAGCUGCAUCACCUGGUGUUUCGUCGUCUGCAGUGUCAAUGACUCCAUCUCAGAAUGGUCUUUUGUCGAUUCUUUUAACUGACGUUCCACCUUCUGAUGUUUCUGUGCCUUUAGUUUCAUCAACGGGUGAUGUAUCUUCCAAUGCAUGGACAGUGGGUACACCCGUAAGUGGAGGAUCAUUAGGUGCUUCUGCAACUGUGCCUGCUGCUGCACCGUUGACUGCAACAGCUCCUGUUGCAUCUUCUACGUCUAUUGGGACACUACCGAUAAAUGAGAAAACACCAAAAACAUUGUUUGCUACGACUAACAUUUUUGAUCAGUUGUCUGUUACAAAUCCUAGAAUGUCUGAUUUAAAACCAAAAAAAAUACUCAAAGCGCCUCCUAGGACGAAUGAAUCUGGUGUUCCUAAGCUUGAAGGAGAAUCUAUUCCUGUAAAAAAUCUUGCUGAUCAUUCUUCGGUUCAAAAAAUCAAUUUAAAAAAAGACUAUGAUCUUGGAAAGCCUCAUGGCGUUCGAAGGAUUAUUUUUCCAGAUGCACCUUUCCUGAGACUAGUGAUACCGCUUGCAAAAAACUUGGGGUUUUGCGAUAAAAUCGAAUUGUCAGAAAUUGCUCGAUUGACUAUAACAUUUGAUUCAUUAAAUAAUCACACAAUUGAUGCCGAUAAAAAUUAUUUGGCUUACGCUAUACCUAAGGAUGGAAAUUUGCGUCUUAUGAAUCAAGACGAUGGUUCUCAUAUUUUAUUAACAGGUCAACUUGGAUCGAAAAUACAUGAUAUAUCGUUUUCUAAAUAUGCUAUAAAUCCUGAUAAUAUUACUUAUCUUAUGAGUACAAAUUCAAAUGGUGGAGUUAUUAUAUGGAACAUUCUGAAAACGUCAUUCAAUAAUCCUUCUAAAUCUGUUAAAAUGGUUUUUCGAUUUAAUGGAGAACAUUCUAUGUCUAAUACAGAAAUAAGAGCUAAAUUUUGUCCAAUACCAAAUAUUGUUGCUAUUAAGCUUUUGAAUCGUAUAUACUUUUUUAAGUUUAGUCAUGAUCGGUUUGAAGAGCUUCAAAGAUAUGAAAUUUCUCUUUCAAAUGCUAAUAUUGGUUUUAUUGUUGCAGAGAAAUAUAUUGAGGAUUUUUCGUUUUCUCCUGAUGGGAGAGUUCUUGUUACGAUUCAUGAGGAUGGGACUGCCGAAUUAUGGACUGUUUACGAACAUAUAGAACAUAGCAUUAAGUUCGUUAUAUCUGCACCUUUGCUUUCAUAUGCUGUUUCUAAUGAGCCUUUGUGCUGGGUUUCUUUCAUAGGUUUAAAACAGCCAGGUGUUCUUUCUAAACAUCUUGUAUUUGGUUUGAGGAAUAAUAAGAAAUUAUAUCUUUUGGAUUUAGAUUCUGGUUUAAUCUCUCAGGAGCUUGUUUUAACUGGAAAUAGUGAAAAUAGUAAUUCCGAAGUCUCUUCUGUUGCUUUAUAUGAUAGUGAUUCACAAAAUUUAAUUGUUAAUGAUCAUUUUGGUUUUCUAUAUCGAUUUCAUUAUAAUAAUAAAGAUUUGGAUACAUCUAUGACGCAAGAUUCUUAUAUUAAAUCUUUGGUUUCUAAAAAUACUACUAUUGAUGCUUCUUCUAAAAAUUGGUCCCUUUUUGAUAGUUUUUAUGUAUUUAGUUUUGUUUCGAAAAGGAUUCUUCAUAAUUUUAAUGUUGUAUCUAUAAAUGAUUCGACUUUGGAUUUAUUUGCUGCACAUGAUAAGGGUUAUACAAUUCUACAUCUUCCUAAUUUAGAACAAGAAAUAGCAAAAGAGGAAUUGAGUGAAUCGAAUAUAAAUAUGUAUACGCCUCAAAGUAUAGUUAUAAGUGAUAGUAGUAAUGAUGUUGUAAAGCCUGUGAAUCAUAAUAAAGAAAUUUCAACUGAACAAAAAAUUUCUUCUGAUACUAGGUUCCAGAAUGCUCAGGAUCUGAAACAGGAGACUGUUAGAAUUAAUAAAAGGAAAAAAUUAAAAAAUGAUGAUAUUUCUUCUGUGAAUAAAAAAGAAAUUAAUGAUAUUGGUGAAUCUUCUGAAUUGAAUUUCUCACUCGGUGCAUUAAAUAUUAAUGACAAUUCUUUCAAUACAUUUGAUCAAGUAAAUUUGAAAAAAUUUAUUAAAGUUUUUAUUUCUACUGAGUUUAAUAAGCAAAGCAAAAAAAUUGAGGAAAUUAUAGCUCAGAGGGAUGAAGUCAGAGUAAAUCAAGAGAAGUUAUUGCUGCAAGUUUUUGAAAAUUUAAAUAAUAAUAUGAAAGAAUUAAUAGAAAAAAAUGUUUCUUUGUCAGUAAAGAAUAAUAUCUUACCUAUUAUUAAUAAAUUCUCUUCAACUACUGAUAGACAACCGACACAAUUAAUGUCGUAUAUAAAAAAAUUAAGUCAUGAAUUAGCUGCAGAAAUUCAUAAUACUUAUAUGAAAUCUAUGGAUAAAACAUGUUUAGCUCGGGAUAUAUCUGAAAAUCUUGAAAAGGUACUUGUUAAGGGGUUAAGUUCUGAAAUGGAGUCUUUUAUAAAAGGAGUUAUUAUUCAAUUAGAAAAUUCUUUUUUUCAGAAAAUAGCUCAAAUAGAAAACAAAUACGAUGAAAAAAUAGAUUUUCUAUUAAAAUACAUCUGUGAAGAAAGAAAGAAGGAUCUUUCUAAUAUUGAGGUCUUACUAAAAAAUGUUUCAUCAUUAGAAAUGCAUGUUUCUAGUUUGUUAUUUAAAAUGAAUUUAGAUAAAUCUGAUAUGGGUUUAGAAAAUACUUCAAAAUCUUUAGGAGAUUUUCAUAAAUCUAAAGAAGAAGUUAUGUCAUCAGUUAAAGAUUUGCUAGCCAAAUCUUAUUAUAAUGAUGUUUUAGCGAUUUGGGCUCAAUCUCCGUAUAAGGAUGAAUUAUUUGAUAUUUAUGUUACUAUAGAUCCUAAAGUUAUGUUAGCCAAUGCUAGUUAUAUUAUUUUGUUUUCAGUAGCUAAUACAUUAUCCGAAAUGAUGGAUGAUAUUGAUGACCCAUUGAUGGAAAAGAAAUUGCAAUGGUUAGAACUUUGUUUCAAAUUACUGAUGGGCAUGGAGAGUCAUCAUUUUUCAGGAAUUACUUCGAAAAUACUCAUUUUGAUUGAAAAUAGAAUGGAUAAUUUGUAUGAACGGCUGCGUCAGGUUGUUCCUAGAGUUUCUUAUUCACGAAUUGUCUUGUCUAUUCUUCAUUUUGCUAGUGAACUUAGACAAUUUUUUAAUGAAUAA